AUGGAAAGGGUUGUGCAGUCUGGUUUGGAGGUACUGAAUGUUGGACUCCUGCUCUUUCAGGGGCCGGUGACUUUCGAGGAUGUUGCUGUGUAUUUCACCAGGAACGAGUGGGCUCUGCUGGACCCUACUCAGCGAGCCCUCUACAGAGACGUCAUGCAGAAGAACUAUGAGAAUGUGACCUCGCUGGGGUUUCCUGUUAUCCAGCCUGAUGUGAUCUCCCAGCUGGAACAAGGGGAAGAGCCAUGGGUCUCAGACAAUCGCAGCUCACACCUUAUUGCCCAUCAGAAAAUCCACACAGGGGACAGGCCCUAUAAAUGCUGUGAGUGUGGAAAAUGCUUCACUGAGAGUUCAGACCUUUCUGUACAUCAGAGAAUCCACACAGGGGAGAGGCCCUUUGAAUGCCGUGAGUGUGGGAAAACCUUCAAUCGCAGUUCACACCUUAUUAGGCAUCAAACAAUCCACACAGGGGACAGGCCCUACGAAUGCAGUGAAUGUGGAAAAUGCUUCACUAGCAGCUCAAACCUUUCUCAACAUCAGAGAAUCCACAUAGGGGAGAGGCCCUUUGAAUGCCGUGAGUGUGGGAAAACCUUCACUUACAAAUCAGGCCUUUCUAGACAUCAGAGAAUCCACACAGGGGACAGGCCCUAUGAAUGCAGUGAGUGUGGGAAAACCUUCAAUCGCAGAUCAGGCCUUUCUAGACAUCAGAGAAUCCACACAGGGGACAGGCCCUAUGAAUGCAGAGAGUGUGGGAAAACCUUCACUCAAAUAUCAGCCCUUUCUGUUCAUCAGAGAAUCCACACAGAUGAGAGGCCCUAUGAAUGCAGUGAGUGUAGGAAAAGCUUCACUCACAGAUCAGACCUUUCUAGACAUCAGAGGAUCCACACAGGGGAAAGAUCCUACGAAUGCCGUGAGUGUUGUAAAACCUUCAGUCGCAGCUCGCACCUUAUUAGUCAUCAAACUAUCCACACAGGGGACAGGCCCUAUGUAUGCAGUGAGUGUGGGAAAACGUUUACUCAAAGAUCAGCCCUUUCUGUUCAUCAGAGAAUCCACACAGGGGAGAGGCCCUAUGAAUGCAGAGAGUGUAGGAAAACCUUCACUCACAGAUCAGCCCUUUCUAGACAUCAGAGGAUCCACACAGGGGAAAGAUCCUACGAAUGCCGUGAGUGUUGUAAAACCUUCAGUCGCAGUUCACACCUUAUUAGUCAUCAAACAAUCCACACAGGGGAGAGGCCCUAUAAAUGCAGAGAGUGCGGGAAAACCUUCAAUCACCGCCCACACCUUAUUACCCAUCAGAGAAUCCACACAGGGGAGAGGCCCUAUAAAUGCUGUGUGUGUGGAAAAUGCUUCACUAAAAGUUCAGCCCUUUCCAGGCAUCAGAGAAUCCACACAGGG
Molecule: messenger RNA, 1392 nt
Organism: Mauremys reevesii (Reeves's turtle)
Lineage: Eukaryota; Metazoa; Chordata; Testudines; Geoemydidae
Product: zinc finger protein 420-like
Exons: 4
Biological process (GO): regulation of DNA-templated transcription
Source: RefSeq, a predicted model, not a curated record